UAUAUAUAAAUAUUAUUUUAUUUUAAUCUAUCGUUUAGUUUCGUAUACAUAUCUAUCAAUCUAUCUAUCUAUAUAUAUAUCGUUGAGUUUAUAUAUAUGUAUCUCCUUUGAGUCAGUAUCUAACUAGUAUCUUGAUAUCAUAUCUCUAAAUCCUUAUCUACCAUCAAUUACAAACUCUUUUAUCUUCCAUCGAAGAAAAUUGUUGAAGUGAUAGAGAAAGAGUGAGAGAAACUGUUGUUGAUGUUUUAAUUGUUUAUUUUCCAGAGUCAGUGGAUUUGUUUAUGUCGCGUGUGCAUGUGUGUAUGCAUGCGUGUGUGUUCUGAUCAACAUAGUGUAGUUUAUAUUUUGUGAUAGUAUAGUGUAGAUAAGCGAGUGUAGAGGUUAUAUUUCCCCACUCCGCACAGUUAAACCAUCUUCCUCGACUUUUUUUAUUAAUUACAAAUAACACAUGUAUAUCUGUAUAUCAACAUAUCAACCUGUACAUGUCGAUAUGUAUAUAGACCAUAUAUAUCUAUUUGACAAACUUUAACUAUGUAAACUACAGUUAAACAAAACGAACUAAACAAUUAUUAGAAAAGAAAGAAAAAGAACACAAACCAUCCUACCGAAACAAACCUAAACUUGUAACGAUAACAAUUGUUGCACACCCCUACCUUACCGAUAUCAAAUACCCAAAACACUAACAGAAUCACAUUGCAAAAGUUCAUUUAUAUUUGUUGUGAGUUUUAAGUAUGUAUAUACGUAUAUAAAAAUUCUAUAUAUAUAUAUAUUUAAAACUCACACAUAUUUAAAAUUAUAUAUAAAUACAUAACGUAUAUACCUGCAUAUAAGUUAGUUGAAAUAAGAUUUGUUAUUAAAGUGAUAUUUCCACUUUAUAUAUAUAUAUAUAUAAAGGUACAUACAAACAGCAAAUUAACGGAAAAAAAAGAGGGAUUUAUUUUUAGGGAGAAUCACACACACACAAGACACAGAUAAGCAAAAGGUCAGAUCUUAAAACAAAAGCAGGAAAAAUCAAUUAUUAACCACCAAUAUAAAUUACCACCACCACUAACCACAACAACAACAAUUCUUGGAAAUAUUUAUUAAUUUGUUUUUUUUAUUCCCAUUUCGUCUUCCUUUAAAACAAAAUAUUAAAAAAAGAAAGUAUUUAUUUCUGAUCAGUUGUGAAUUUUCUUUUCUAUUUAAAUUUUAACAGUUGAAUAUUAGAAGAAAAAUAGUAAGCAUAACUUGAUAAUAAUGCUUAUAAAUAUAUCUUAAAUUACACCAAACCAAAUUAAAAAUAUAUAUAUAUAUAUAUUAAAACCCUCCCCUACUCUUCAUCCCUAUCCAUUACAAUAAUCACCUGAAAAUAUAAAUAAAAUUUAUAUAUAUAUAUAUUUAUACAUAUAUAAAUAUAUAUAUAUAUAUAUAUAUAUAACAAUUCAAAUACACACAUACACAUAUAUAUAUAUAUUAAUUGCAAAGUGAGAGAAAAACCAAGGAAAACCUUGCGGAUUUUCUUUUGCCAGCUAUGGAAAGCUGGUGUCAGCGAACAUUAACAUUGGGGAAGUACACUGUUACCAUUUUUCUUGGAUUUUUCUGCACACUACUGGUGGAACCAAUUCGCUGUGUGGACGAGCGGUUUUUGUGGAAACCAAACUCGGAAGUUGUAAUACAAGGAGUUGGCAAUGGAAUCGAAUGGUUUACGAGGAACGAGACACGGCCGAACCAUUAUCGCAUACUUAUGGUUCAAGGCGAUAACAUGAUGGUGGCAGCAAGAAAUCACUUUUACAACAUCAGUAUGAUAUCUUUACAAGAAAACAUGCAUUCUGAAUGGAAUGCAUCCUCAUCUGCAGUUAACAGUUGCACAAUUCGAGAUAAACCCGAGAAUUGUCAGAACUACAUACGUGUUAUUGCCCUUAAUGAGACGAAUUUGUUUGUUUGUGGCACCAAUGCAUUUAAGCCUAUAUGUCGGUCCUAUGAUAUUGAGCAUGGCAGUUAUGUUACUCGUUACGAAUAUAAUGGAGUUGGAAAAUGUCCAUUUGACCCAAAGCAUAACAGCACGGCAAUACUCGUAGACAAACAUCUCUUUACUGCCACAGUUACAGAUACAUCAGGUCGGGAUCCUUUAAUAUUUAGGGAGAUGAUCCGUACAGAACAACACGACUCCAGAUGGCUAAAUGAACCUGACUUUGUCAGCUCUUUUGAAUAUGGCGAUAAAGUUUAUUUCAUUUAUAGAGAAGCAGCUGUUGAAAACAUAAACUGUGGGAAGGUGGUUUUUUCUCGUAUCGCUCGAGUUUGCAAAGCAGAUCAAGGAGGUCUGAGGUCACUAGGUGGAAUCUGGACAACUUUCUACAAAGCACGGUUAAAUUGCUCAAUUCCAGGAGAAUUCCCAUUUUACUUCAAUGAAGUUGAACAUGCAACUAAUGUCUUAAGCGGGAACCAUGUCUCCUCUAGGAAAUUUGAUAAAAGUCAUGAUAUCUUUUACGCAAUAUUCAAUACACCCGAGAAUAGUGCCCCUGCUUCGGCUGUCUGUGCAUUUUCCAUGAAGCAAGUCAUCAAGACAUUUAAGGGUCGUUUCAAGGGUCAGAAAUCAGCAGGCCACAACUGGUUGCCAGUCAGCAAAGAUGAGACUCCAAAUCCUCACCCGGAAGCGUGCCAACAAAAUUCAAAGCGAAUUGAUGAUGAAACACUGAACUUCAUCAAGUCUCAUCCUCUAAUGAAUGAUGCUGUACCAAGUCUUGGAGAUCAACCGAUUUUGGUUUAUACUGGCUUCAAUUACAGAUUCACUAGAGUUGCCGUACAUCCACAGUACCAAGCAGUGGAUGGUCGAAAAUAUGAUAUUCUCUUCAUUGGUACAAAUGAUGGUCAUGUUUUGAAAGUGGUGAACAUUGACCAAGGGAAAAAAGUUCGAAGCAUUGUCAUCGAAGAAAUAAAGGUUUUCCACCAUGGAGCCAAAGUGGAAGGUUUAGAAGUGUAUCAUAAUUUUGGAAUGGAGAAACUUGUUAUCGUAUCAAGUGACGAUAUUGUAUCAAUACCUUUACAUCGGUGCCAUGAGAAGAAAUCUUGCAAGGAAUGUGUGGCCCUACAAGAUCCAUAUUGCUCCUGGCUAGAUGGCAAGUGUUCAGCUUUUACAAGUCAAGGAGAAAUUUCUCAAAUUCAGGACAUCCGUUAUGGCUUCCAUGCACGAUGUGAAGAAGAAGAAAUAAAUGUCUACCACCUGGGAAGCCUCCCAAACAUGAACAAAUCCGAUAGACAGAUGCCUACAACAGCAACGACCACCACCACCACCAUCACCACGACUACCACACCAGUUCCUAAGACCACUUCGAAGUACUUUGCAAGAUGUCCACCUUGUAAACCAUGUAUAACACCUGAUCCCAAGAUUCAUGUCAGGAGACCGGAUGCCAAGUUUCCUUGGGCAACACAGCCAUCUGAUGGCUUCUUAGACAAUGAGAUUCCUAGAAUCCACCGGAACAAAGGAAUCAUCAGACUGACCACACCCCAUGGAAAUCCCAAUGAAAUAGAGGCUCCUGAUCAUCGACCAAUUGAGUCACGAAACCAUCUGACUACGGCUGAAUUUAUUCCGACUCCCAUUUUUAUCGGUUCGCUGGUUUUUGUCUUCCUGUUGGCAAGUGGGCUUGGUUUCAUUGUCGGUUUUAAAGUGAGCACCUGCAAAGAUUCUCAGGACAAUGACUCGACGAUUGAUGAUGCUACGGCAAAUCUGCGUGUCCACCAAGAAAAUGACCACUACUACGCCAAACCAGAUAAUCGUGCUCCGACGAAAUACAACAACUACUGGGACGGCUCUCCAAGAGCUGGCAAAGUACCAAACAAUGGUUCUGAAUUCCGACCUGUGAACACUUAUACAAAUGUCAAAGGGAAGACCUAUUUAUAGCCAAGUGAAAAAUGGAAAGAAAAAAAAAAACUAAUAAAGAAAUAAAAAACAAAAAUAAAAUAUAAAUAACAAAAGCAAAAAAAUCCAAAUAACCAAAAUAAAACAAAAAAUACAAAAAUGAAACAAAAACAAAAAAAUAUCUAAAGGGGGAAAGACACAACUCCACUGUGAAAGGAGAGGGGGGACUUUCAUUAUCAGUAAUUAAGAAUUAUUAUGAUUGAUCACUGUCAUCAUAAUUAUUGAUUAUUUAUGAUUACAGCUAUGAUUUCUUUUUUAAUGUCUUAGUCAGUUCCUAUUAUCAUUAUUACUAUUAUUUAUUAUUAUCAAUAUUAUUUUUAUUUUUAUUAUUAUGAUUAUUUUAAUGAAAGGGAAGAUGGAGAUUUUAGCAGAAAUACUUGAGAGCUGCAUCAGUUUUUUAGUCUUGUCUCUCUCUCUCUCUCUUUAUAUAUAUAUUGCUAUCUUCAUUCUGUGUUCAAAUCCCACCAGUGGUAGUUAUUUUGUUUUGUUUUGUUUUUUUGCCUUUCAUUCCUCUGGUGUUGGUACUGGUGGCUGUGGCAAAAGGUUGAUAAAAACAUGUACCCAGUUGAUAAAAAAUAAGUACCCCCCUUAUAACAUUAAAUGUUGGUAGUGUUCAUUCAAUCAACUAUUAAUUAUUAACUAAAGCUCUUCUCUUGAACUAUUGGGCUUUGUGCUUAUAUAAAGAGGAGGAGGAGGAGGGGAUGAUGAAGGAAAAAAAUAAACAUUGCCAAAUAAUAAAAAAGAAAGAAAAGUCUUUUUGUUUUUCUGGCUCCUGGUAAACCUUCUUCAGUGAUAAGAAUUUUGGCAACCCAGUUUCAGUUCCUGUUUGUAACUGUUUCACAUGUAUUUAACACAUCACUUUUCUUUCUUUUUUAUCUUUUCUUUUUUAUCUUUGCUCCAGAGGUGGGAAGGCUGGAAGGUAAAAAAAAAAUACGAUUAUAAUUAAUAUAGAAUGACCAUAAAUAUCAAGGUGUUACCAUUUCUCUCACUACAUGCCUAACCCUAUAGAAUACACAUAAACCUUCCCUUUAGAACUUUUGCUGGGCUGGUUGAGGCAAAUGAAAAUAAUAGGAAACAACGUUCAUCAUCGUCAUCAUCAUGGUGAUGGGGUGGCUGUAUUGUUAGUGUCAGACAAAAUGCCUCGCUAUAUUCUGAGUUCAAAUCCCACCGAUGUCAACUUUACCUUUCAUACUUCUGGGGUCAAUAAAAUAAAGUAUCAGUUAUGUGCUGCAGACAACAGAGAAUCGACUAUUUCCUCUUUUCAAAUUCAUCACCUUGUGCCAUUAAUUGGAGGAGAAGGAACAGUUGAUUCUAUAUUAAUGUCAUCAUCUUUAUUAUGAUUAUAAUUAUUAUUGUCAUCAUUAUUGUUAUGAUUAUAAUUAUUAUUAUCAUCAUUAUUAUUAUUAUUAAAUUGGUAAGCUGCCAGAAUCAUUUGUACAUUGGGCAGAAUGCUUAGUGGUAUUUUGUUUGCCUUUACAAUCUGAGUUCAAAUUCUGCCAAGGUCAACUUUGCCUUUCAUCCUUUCAAAGUUGAUAAAAUAAGUACCAGCUGAGCACUGGGGUUGAUGUAUUCAACUAGCUCCUUCCUCCAAAAUUAUUAUUAUUAUUAUUAUGACUACUAUAAAUAUUUUUUCUCUUUUUUUGAUUGAUCUUUAACCUCAUCUUUUUCUGCUUCUCAAUGUCUUAUAUUUUCUUACUAAAAGAAAAGAUAAUAUUUAUGUUCCUUAACAACAACAGCAGCAACAAGAACUUCAACAAACAAGAAACAAACCCCAACUACAAUCAAAAUAAAUUUAUAAUUAAUUCAGAAGAGAAAAUACAAAAGUGAUACAUACACAGAGUAUAUAUAUAUAUAUGUAUAUAUAAUAUGAGUAUAUCUGUGUUUUUCAUCUUGCUUGCAUUUUUUUUUCUCCAUUAAUUUUGUCAAGUGUGAGGAAGUAGGAGUGCUUAAGAAGGGGAAUGAUGUUGAUAUGAUCAUUAAUAAACAUUAGUGUAUCCCUGCUACUUUCCUGAUUGGGUGUCAUAUGAAUGAGAAGAUUCAUCGAUACAUGCUGCAGAGGUUGAAAUUGAAACGAGUUUCACCUGAAGAUCACACAGUAGCUUGAAACUUGAGUCAUGAGACAAACUCUCAGCUUCAUUUUCAAUUAAAGAAAAACUUUAUAUAUAAAUUGUAUAAAGGAUCAUAGGUGAGGCCAGAACAAUGCGAAGUAAAAGCAAAAAGCAAAUCACAAGAAAACAAAUAUGUGAAUUAAUGUAGACUUACUUUGCAUUCAAUAUUUUGGGGUUAUGAUCUCAUCCUCAAGAAAUCAAUGAAUGGGUUCAUAACCCCGAAAUAUUGAAUGCAAGGUAAGUCUACAUUAAUUCACAUAUUUGUUUUCUUAUGAUUUGCCUUGCUUUUAAUUCACAUUUUUCAGGCUUUACCCACGAUCCUUUAUAUAAUAUAUUCUACACAAUGCUUCAUAGUAACUAUUCCAUAGAUAUAUGUAUAUUUAUAUAUAGUGACAAAGGUGGUCCUCAGAUGUGUUUGAUCAUAACUGAGUCAGGUCUCAGCUGAGGCUGAAUGAUGUGCAGAAAAGAUUCACAGCCUACUGCUUCCUUUUACUGACCUUCUCAUCACUUUUUGCUGUCAUUUUGUUGUCUGCAUCAUCCUACCGAUCACCCAGUCACUGCUACCAUCACCACCUUCAUUUACAUUAACUGGGAGUUUGCAAGAUGCAGAGAGCAAGGAGAGUUUGUAAAGCAUGCAAUUUCUCUCCCCCUUGUAGCUCAGCAUCGCAUUGGUUGUCACUUUGCACCACCUGAAUCAAAGAAAUAGCCCCAUACUCAGCUGAUCAAGAUGCUCACCCUGAAAUUAUUUCCUGCUGUCUUAAAAGGUAAGGACACAUUGCCUAAUGUAGUUAGAGAUAUGCUAUAUCUGGAAAUGAAUCGAGAUAGUUAUGGCUGGAAUGCCUUUAAUGAUAGGGUUUACUGCUUGAUCAAGGUUGAGCGUGGGCCAAACAAAUACAACAAACCUUUUUCUACUGCAGCUCCUUCUACUUCAUUAGGCCGUAAUUACUAAGGCUAAUACCACUAUCACCUCUACAACUAUCUCCAUUGUGAGCUGCUGUGUGUUAAGAGUGGGAAGGAGUCAUGGUGGGUGUAUAGGGUUGUUUUGAGUGACUGAUGAUUAAUGAGGCCAUCAACAUCCGAUAUUAUAACUGCUGUUACUAUCACUGCUCUGUGUGUGUGUGUGAAUGAUAAACAUGCAUUACCCAAUGCAUAUAGACUGUUCUUGGUUCACUAUCACCACAAUUACUAGCACCAUAUUUGCCGUGAGGGUAUAGGUGUGAUUGUGUGUCUGCAGGGUGGGAGAUAUGUAAUUAAUUAGCUGAACUUCUCUUCAUCUCUUUCCACUACUCUCACAACCAAGACCCUGUGAAACUACCUGGCCACUGGUACCAUAUCUGCUGUGAUAUAUGAUAAGUGUGUGAAGGGCUGAAGAGAGUGGAGUUAUUCUGAACCUUUUCCCCAUUACACCUGACCAACACUUGAGGUCACUUCAUCUGCUAAAAAUAGGAACCAAGUCUCCUUCUAAUCACACCAUACCAUCUUAGAAAAGGAUAUGUUGGGUUAAUGUCCUCCUGGCUUCUUUGUACCCAGGGAUGGUCAUGCCUGGAAGCCCUUUGGUCUGCUUGGUCACGGCUGACCUGAAACUGAACAGCUAUAACAAUCAUAACCAAAGAAGCCAAUGAGGACCCCUGACAUGUUAGAAAUUCAAGCCAAAUCUUAUUUCAUAUUGCCAUCAU
This is a messenger RNA of Octopus sinensis (East Asian common octopus), 7679 nucleotides long. Its product is annotated as semaphorin-1A. Lineage: Eukaryota; Metazoa; Mollusca; Cephalopoda; Octopoda; Octopodidae. The record is from RefSeq and is a predicted model, not a curated record. The transcript is spliced from 20 exons. Gene Ontology annotation, molecular function: semaphorin receptor binding; chemorepellent activity. Bases 1511 to 3877 code for a protein of 788 amino acids. Gene Ontology annotation, biological process: positive regulation of cell migration; neural crest cell migration; negative chemotaxis.